Talpa occidentalis (Iberian mole) is the source of this 2276-nucleotide messenger RNA. It is a transcript of the gene IL33R, whose product is annotated as interleukin 1 receptor like 1. Gene Ontology annotation, biological process: signal transduction. The record is from RefSeq and is a predicted model, not a curated record. The transcript is spliced from 11 exons. Gene Ontology annotation, molecular function: interleukin-33 binding; interleukin-1 receptor activity; interleukin-33 receptor activity. The coding region runs from base 234 to 1898 and encodes 554 amino acids. Lineage: Eukaryota; Metazoa; Chordata; Mammalia; Eulipotyphla; Talpidae.
GAAGAAGCUGCAGAGGAGACUGAGGAAGGAAGGAAGCAGAAUGGAGAGCCAGAAGGAGACCUGGAGGAGGCACACUGGUUGAAACAGAUUAGAGACACUGACAACUCUUUCCAACCAUACAUCUCAGGGACCACAUCUCAGUCCUAAGGCACAUCUUCACCACAUGUCAAAGAUCCAACUUGGUAAAUUCAACAAUCAGUUGCCAACUCUUGCUCUACAUUGAUAAGCAGAAAAUGAGACUUUGGGUCUUGGCAGUUACAAUAGUUCUUAUACAUUCCACAGCAGCUCUGUUUAUCAGGUCAUACUGGGGUCUGGAAAAAGAGGCUUUAAUUGUGAGAUGUUCUAGACAUGGUGGAUCUCGAUACCCUGUGGACUGGUAUUAUGCAAAAAACAAGGAAAGUGUCACUACUAAGAAAACAAAUCGUGUAUUUGCCUCUGGGGAACAUCUUAAGUUUCUCCCAUCAGAAGUCAAUGACACUGGAAUUUACACUUGCGUUGUCAGAAGUUCUACCUCCAAUCUCACCGGAUUUGUGAAUAUCACCAUAUAUAAAAAACAACCAGAUUGCAAUAUUCCAGAUGAUCUGAUGUAUGAUGCAACAUCUGGAUCAGAAAAGAAUUCCCGAAUAUUUUGUCCUACAAUUGACAAAUACAAUUGGACAGCACCUAUUGAGUGGUUCAAGAAUUGUAAAUCUCUUCAAGGAUCAAGGUACCACACACACAGGUCAUACCUGCUGAUUGAUGAUGUAACCAGCAAGGAUGCAGGUAACUAUACAUGUAAAUUUACACACAAUGAAAAUGGAGCCAGUUACAGCGUGACAGCAACCAGACCAUUCAGAGUUAAAGAUAAAGAUAUGAAAGGUCUUUCUUUGUUUCCAGUGAUUACAGCUCCUCCACAAAACAAAACACAGGAAGUAGAAAUCGGAAGAACAGUAAACAUAACUUGCUCUGCUUGCUUUGGGAAAGGUCCUCAGUUUGGGAUUACUGUUCAGUGGUUUGUUAGUGGCAAGAAAGUGGGAUACUCUGCUGAAGCCAGAAUUCGACAGAAGCAAGAGCAAGAUCAAAGUUCUAGCAAUAACCUGACUUGUGUAAACGCCAUUUUAAGAAUAACUGAUGUGAAAGAAGAGGAUUUAUCACUCAAGUAUGAGUGUGUGGCCCAGAAUUUGGAUGGCCUGACAAAGCAGAACAUAAGUCUAAGGAGAAAAAAUCCAAUUGAUCAUCGAAACAUCUACUACAUACUUACAGGAUUUAGCAUAUUGUUAAUGCUAAUCAAUAUCUUGGUGAUAAUGCUAAAAUUAUUCUGGAUUGAGGUUAUUCUGCUCUGGAGAGACAUAAUUAGUCCUUACAAAACUAGGAAUGAUGGAAAGAUCUAUGAUGCUUAUGUUAUCUAUCCACGGGACUACAAUAGCUGUCCGGAGGGGGCCAGUUCUGUGGAAUGCUUUGUUCACCAGAUUCUUCCUGCUGUUCUUGAAAAUAAAUAUGGCUACAACUUAUGCAUUUAUGGGAGAGAUCUGCUUCCUGGAGAAGACCUAGCCACUGCUGUGGAAAGCAACAUGCGAAAGAGUAGGCGGCACAUUUUCAUCCUGACUCCUCAGAUCAAAUACAGCAAGGAAUUUGCCUAUGAACAGGAGAUCGCGCUGCACAGUGCCCUCAUCCAGAACGACUCCAAGGUGAUUCUUAUCGAAAUGGAGGCUCUGAGUGAGCCAGGUGGACUGCAGUUGGAGGAACUUCAAGAUUCCCUGAAGCACCUACUGAAAGUGCAGGGGACCAUCAAGUGGAGGGAAAACCACAUCACUGACAAAAGUUCCCUGAAUUCCAAAUUCUGGAAAAAAGUGAGGUACCACAUGCCUAUGCCAAACAAACUUCCCCAAAAGACUUCCAGCCUUGGUUUCCUUGAGUGACCCCUGGCAGUAGUGCUGGCUUUGAUGUGUGAAGGUACCAGAUAUUGUAGAUCUGAACUCUGCUUAGCUGGAUUCAGUUACUGUACCAGAUCCUGGAAUCUAGGGUAUGAGCAGUAAGACUGUCAAGGGUAUUAGUUCCUUAGACAUCUAGUAACAACCCUUCUGAUUUCCUGAUUCUGGGUUAAGUGCAACAUAUGCCCAAUUUUAUAUCCUCAAUCCCACUUUCUCCACCCCAUAUUUCCUUCCCUCUGCUGUCUUGAUCCACUGUAGUGUAGGAUCCUUUUACUGUCCUCUUUUUCUCUUUUUUUUUCUCUUCUUAUUUUCCCUUCAUUCCUUAUAAUUCUCUAUUUUUAACAUCAAACUAAAAAUUUUAAAGUU